Molecule: messenger RNA, 1458 nt
Organism: Metschnikowia bicuspidata var. bicuspidata NRRL YB-4993
Lineage: Eukaryota; Fungi; Ascomycota; Pichiomycetes; Serinales; Metschnikowiaceae
Product: dolichyl-P-Man:Man(5)GlcNAc(2)-PP-dolichol alpha-1,3-mannosyltransferase
Exons: 1
Coding region: 1-1458 (485 amino acids)
Cellular component (GO): endoplasmic reticulum
Molecular function (GO): dol-P-Man:Man(5)GlcNAc(2)-PP-Dol alpha-1,3-mannosyltransferase activity
Source: RefSeq, a predicted model, not a curated record
AUGGCCCAGGCUGAAAGCAGUGCCCGUAAAGAAGUCACAGCGUCGGUGCAGCCGGACCAGCAACAGAAAACACCUCCAGAGCUCCCGGCCUUCACAGUGAAAAACGUGGCUCUUGACAUCGUCAACGGCGCCGUGGUGCUCGUAUAUGAGCCGGCCGUGAACCGAGCCGUGGUCCCCGUGCUAGUCUUUUUGUCCUCGAUGAUCUGUAAAUUCAUCAUCAGUCACGUGCCGUAUACGGAAGUCGACUUUUCCACUUACAUGCAGCAGGUGGAGCUAGUCAAUGCAGGGGCACUCGACUACUCGCAGAUCGUGGGUGACACCGGCCCCGUGGUGUACCCGGCUGGGUUCAUCCAGGUGUACCAGACGUUGUAUUGGCUCACAGAUGGCGGUGCCAACUUGCGCAUUGCACAGCUUGCCUUUGGCUAUCUUUUCUCAGUGACGGUGAUCUUCACAUGUGCCGUGUACACGAUGGCCGGGGAUUUCCCCCCGUGGCCCCUCUAUUUGCUUCUUUGCAGCAAACGGCUAUACUCCAUAUACGUGUUGCGCAUGUUCAACGACUGCUUCACGACAAUCGGCGUGCUUGCUGUGAUCCUCAUUCUCCAGCAGGCAUCGUACUGGGCGCCGCGGCUUUCGGGCACAGUGACGUUUUGGCUUUGUGCCGUGGCCGCAGACGUGUUCAGCAUGGCCCUCAGCGUCAAGAUGAACGUUCUUCUCUAUCUCCCCGCAUUUGUGAUUGUGGUGUACUUUCUUGUCGGCGAGCGCUUGUUCCACUGCUUGGCCGUCGUGGCCGUCAUUCCCUUGGUGCAAGUGCUCAUUGGAUGGAGGUUUCUUUUGCCGUUGUUCUGGGACGACGAGGCCCGGUACUUGCGCAGAAUGUAUCUCACGCGAGCGUUCGAUUUCUCCAGAAAGUUCUUGCACACCUGGACCGUCAACUGGCGCUUUGUUCCUGAGGAUAUGUUUGUGUCCGACGAGUUUGCUCGCUACUUGUUGGUGGGCCACGUGGCGGUGUUGCUUUUGUUUGUGGCCACGCGGUUCGUGUCGCCACGGGUCACGCAGAAAUCGCUUUGGCACUUGGCCAAAGAUGGGCUCUUCCGUCCAUUCAAGAACACACGGGCGUCCGGCAAUCUUUUUAUCCAGCAGAGUUCUGGCCCGAGGUUGAUCUUGUUGACGUUUGCCGUGACAAACCUCGUGGGCAUUUUGUUCUCGCGGUCCUUGCAUUAUCAGUUUCUCUCGUGGUACCAGUGGCUGUUUCCUUUCAUGCUCCAUGCUGCAGGAUGCAAUGUUUUCACCGGGGCACUCAUUUUUGCUGCCCACGAGUGGUGCUGGAAUGUGUUCCCGUCCACCGUGGACAGCUCGAAGCUUCUUGUCGCCAUUCUCGCCGUGGUUUUGGUUGCAACAUGGUACAAUGCUGACUACUACUUGGGGGGCAAGCCGAAGGCCCUGGAGACUAAAAAGUAA